GUUUGAGCGAAUUAAAGAGCUGUUAGAUGGUCAACAGAUGACGUUGAAACUGCCAGCGCCGGGGAAGCAGUUCACAGUUUCGACAGACGCCAGUGAUUAUGGUAUAGGUGCUGUUUUAAGACAAACAGAUGGGGUUGUUGAAUACGCUAGCCGUGUGUUGACACUUGCAGAACAGAAGUAUUCUACGGUGGAAAAGGAGUGUUUAGCUAUCGUAUGGGCACUAGAAAAAUGGAGACCAUAUCUGAUCGGCCGCCGAUUCCACAUUGAGACCGACCACAAACCUCUUCAGUGGUUGAAAACAGCACGGGAUCCACGAGGGAAGUUAUCACGAUGGAUGUUACGCCUACAAGAGUAUGACUUCACGAUUGGACAUAUUCCAGGAAAAGAAAAUGUAAUAGCUGACUAUUUGUCGAGAUCAGAUAAUGAGAUUGAACUACCAGAAGUAGCGUAUGCAGUAAACGCUUUGGAGCAAGAUCCCUUACAACUUGUUCGCCACCAGAAGUCGGAUCCUACUCUUAAGACAGUCAUUCAGAUGAUACGUGAAGGGAAAGAAAUUGAAAUGGCAGCAGAGAAUAAAGAGUUAAAGAUGCUACUGCAGCAAAAACAUAGACUCAAACUAAACGCUGCCGGCGUCCUAACUUGGAAAGACAGUGAUGGUAGCUGGGUUACAGUGAUACCAAAAAGCCUUCGUCGUGGGGUGAUUCAAGAAUGCCACCAACUAGCCCAUACAGGAGUUACACGAACAUACGACCUAGUGAGCCAAAGUGCAUACUGGCCAAACAUGAGAGGCGAUAUUGCAAACUACGUACUCGCUUGCCCACAGUGUCAAUUGAUGAAGGGUGAUCGGUGCAGUCGACCGCAGCUACAAACGAUACCCGUAACGGCGGUUGGUGACUUAUGGUCCGUGGACAUAAUGGGUCCUUUCCCUCAGACAGCAAGUGGAAAUCAAUACAUUUUAGUGAUGACGGAACACGCCACGCGGUGGGUAAAUGCUGUAGCGAUUCCAGAUCAGCGCGCCAAGACCGUAACCGAGGCCGUCAUUCGACAUAUUGUGGCGGAUCAUGGUGUACCGAAAAUGAUAUUGACAGAUCAAGGCCCCUGUUUUGAAAGUGAGGAGUUCAAGACUCGUCUGGAGGCACUGGGUAUUAAGAGGAUUAGAACGACUCCGUAUCAUCCGCAGACAAACGGCUUAACCGAAAGGAACAAUCGUACACUCAAGGAGUGGCUAGCUGCGAAAAGAGGCAACUGGGAAACUGACUUACCGUUGGUAUUACUAGCACAUCGUGCCACAGUACAAGGGACAACAAAAAAGUCGCCUUUCCAGCUGAUGUAUGGGAGGAAACCACGCUUACCGGUGCACCAUAAGACUUGGCCAACACAACAAAAAUGGAACAGUAAGAGAUGGACAAAUGAGCGGAAACAAGCUAUUCAGAAUAUACAAGAGAAGCGCAAGAAAGACAUCGAAAAUUAUGGCAAGAAACAAAUCAAAGCUUGGAAGCCGUUUGAAGUAGGUGACCAGGUGAAAUGUAGAGAACGAAAGUAUACUACCGGAAGUGGACCAGGAUCAGGAAAGCUUCUGCCGAAGUGGGAGGGACCAUAUGUGGUCACAUCGAGACGCGGUCCAGUGUACACAAUAAAGAGAGGUGAUAAAGAGAAAAGAGUAAACGCCAGUCUGCUACAAAGAUGGAGAGAAGAAUGUCAAGAUGAGGUACCAGAAGAGCAGCAGGAAGAAACGUCUGUGCGGCGAUCAAGGCGGUUACAGGAGAGACUUUAUAAUGAGGGGGCGAGUGUGGUGAGUGCUACUUAUAAUCCGAUAUAAGUAGUAUAUCAGGAACGAAGUAACAACAUGUUUGGCACACCGAAAGAGCAAUCAAAGAAGAGAACCAUAAGAAGAAUGUUGCCAUAUGAUGCAGAAUCCAAGAAGCUAUCGAAUGAGAUGAUAUUCGACCAAUUCGUCAAGGAUGUGGUGAAGAUGUGCAAAUGGC
Molecule: messenger RNA, 1985 nt
Organism: Trichobilharzia szidati
Lineage: Eukaryota; Metazoa; Platyhelminthes; Trematoda; Strigeidida; Schistosomatidae
Source: the annotation of a GenBank genome assembly